This is a messenger RNA of Saccharomycopsis crataegensis, 1242 nucleotides long. RefSeq lists its product as uncharacterized. Gene Ontology annotation, molecular function: sphingosine N-acyltransferase activity. The transcript has a single exon. Bases 1 to 1242 code for a protein of 413 amino acids. Gene Ontology annotation, cellular component: membrane. Gene Ontology annotation, biological process: ceramide biosynthetic process. Lineage: Eukaryota; Fungi; Ascomycota; Saccharomycetes; Ascoideales; Saccharomycopsidaceae. The record is from RefSeq and is a predicted model, not a curated record.
AUGUCCAGUGAAAUUGGCGACAAACAGCUGUCAACAACCAUGAACAGGACCCCGAAAUCAAAUCAGGGGUCUUCGGGGAAAAAAGAUAACAGAAGCAAACUUUUCACAUUACUCGAUAAAUUACAGCUUCAAGUGUCUGUUUUUGUGUUUUUUGUGGCUGGUGUACUUUAUUGGAUCCCAUCAACGUCGUCGAGCGUUGGUGCAAAAUUCUUUAUCCUCCAAGGCCAGAAUAGCCCUAAUACCUAUUUACCGACCAAAGACGAUGGGUAUUUUGUAUUUAUUUGUAUUUUCUACAUCAUCUUCACUCGGAUCUUUUUCAUGAACCAUGUGUUCAAGCCAUUUUGCAUCCACGUUCUCAAAAUGAAAGGGCAAGGUGCCAGACAACGAUUUGCCGAACAAGGAUGGGCCCUUGUAUCAUAUGGAUCAUCGUUCCUUUGGGGGUUCAAACUUUUCUACCACUCGCCGUUUUUCAAUAAUCUCGAUAAUUUGUACGCUGGAUAUCCUGAACAACACACCAUGGAUUGGGAAUGGAAGACGUAUUACCUUGUGGCCCUUGCCAAUUGGACCGCACAGAUCUUCAUUCUCCAUGUGGAAAAAAAGAGAAAAGAUCAUUACGAGAUGUUUGCCCACCAUAUCAUCACCAUCUUACUUGUGUGGGGAUCUUACGUGAAAACUUUUAUCAGAAUCGGGGUGUUUAUCCACAUGAUUAUGGAUUUUGUCGAUAUUUGGCUCUCGUUGGCCAAAGUCUUGCGGUACUGUGGGUUUUCUAACGCUUGUGAUUUCACCUUCUUUAUAUUUUUCUUCAGUUGGAUCGCCUUGAGACAUGGGUUAUACAAUUACUUACUUUAUUUCACAAUGUCCCGGAUCUACGACUUAAUUGGCUUUGAUGCGUGCGCCGACCGUCCUGAAGAUCCAAAAUGUCAGAACCUCGAGUUCCUGAUCCUGUCGCUUGUGACGCUUUUAUGCGGAUUACAAGUGAUCAUGAUGUUUUGGAUGUUUAUGAUUUUGAAAGUGUUGUACAAGAUCAUGAUGGGAGCAAAUGCCGAAGAUGUUAGAAGUGAUAGUGAGGAUGAUGACGAGGUUGAAGGGAAACAAAAUCAUAAAGAACAACAACAGGAAGAAAAAGGUAACAAUAACGAAAAAGAAGAAGAAAAAGAAGACAACGAGAUGAACAAUACCGACUCUGAAAUAGACGAAAAGUCCGCGCUUCUCAAAAAUACCGAAAAUCAAACAGCCCAUUAA